This is a messenger RNA of Lucilia sericata (common green bottle fly), 3596 nucleotides long. RefSeq names its product intraflagellar transport protein 88 homolog (gene nompB). Gene Ontology annotation, biological process: non-motile cilium assembly; intraciliary transport. The record is from RefSeq and is a predicted model, not a curated record. The coding region runs from base 590 to 3469 and encodes 959 amino acids. The transcript has 8 exons. Gene Ontology annotation, cellular component: ciliary base; centriole; ciliary basal body. NCBI's taxonomy places the organism in Eukaryota, Metazoa, Arthropoda, Insecta, Diptera, Calliphoridae. Gene Ontology annotation, molecular function: kinesin binding.
AGUUGUAUCCCAGAGUGGAAAUCAAGUGGUGGUCGUGGUGUUAAAUCGUUGCUGUAAUUGUAUGUGGUUGUUCCUGUUGGAGUUAUUGUUGGUUAAAUGGAAAAGAGCCCAAACAAAUUCUGCCGCUGGCAUUAAUUCUUAUAAAAAUUAUGAAAAAACAAAUAAUUUACAUAAUUUAAAAUUUUAGUUGUAUUGUUGUAAAUAAAUUGUAAUGGAGAAUUAAAUACAUGAGAGAAUACGGACUCACUGUAUGAAAAAAUAAAGUACGAAAAUUGAAGUGAACAAACAUGUAGAGAAAGUAAUAUGCCACAGCGUUUCCAUUGCAACAAAGGGCCAACAUAACAACAACAACAGAAACAGUCGAAUAAAAUUUUCGAAAAGUUCUAUCUCAUUUUAUUCAACAUUCCAAACAUUUGUUUAUACAUUUCUACAAACACUGGCAUUUGUUGCAAAAGUUGAACCAGUUCCCUCCCACUCAUUGUUUUCAUUCGUUCGUUUGUUAUUUUUCGGUAUUUGUUUUUAGUUUUUGGUGGCACGUAGUUUGUAACUUAAGCUUUAUUUCAACUAAAAUUUAAUUAAUGCUGUUGCAAUGAGUGCGGAAAUUUCGAAAGAUGCCUCUGGAAAUUCCUCAUCCACAGCCGUUUCAAAUCGUAAUCAGGCACCACCCCCACCACCAACAGCUGCCGGUCGUCCACCGACAUCAUUACUUUUUUCGCGUGGAAAUUUAGUGAGUAGCCGCUUGGGAGGCGAUAAAACAGCACUAGCACGUCCCUCAACAGCUGUACGUGCCGUGGGUUACGCUGCCAAUAAUAGCGGUUCCGCUGGCCAGCGUUUUGAUCAAUUUUUUGUGGAAAAGGCCAGACAACAAACAUUAUCCUCAGCUAAUGCGGCCAUUGUUGCCACCAAAGAAGUGAGUCCUCAGAUAAAGUAUAAAAAUCUUGAAGCAAAAAUUGUAAAAUUAUUGGAAUCAUCAAUUGUCAUAGCGGCUAAAGCUACCAAUUCACAAAAACUGGGAAUAUCUUCUACAGAUGGUAGUCGUGAGGAGAGUUCAUCGACCGAUCAUAAAGCAACAUUGGCUGAGGCGCUUAAUAAAGCGAAAGAGGCAUUUUCUUUAGACCGCACUUUACAUCGCUUUCGCGAUCAGCAUGGUGAAAACAUAUUUCAUAAUUUCGAUUUGACGUAUGCUGUUUUCUUUAAUCUGGCCGAACAAUAUGAACGGAAUGACAUGCACAUUGAGGCCCUCAACACAUACAGCAUCAUGACAAAGAACAAAAUGUUUCCACAUGUGAAUCAGCUAAAACUGAACAUGGGAAACAUUUACUAUCGCAUGGGCAUUUAUCCAAAGGCGAUAAAAAUGUACCGCAUGGCAUUGGAUUCGGUGCCCAACAAUUUAAAACAAUUACGCCUUAAAAUCACCCAAAACAUUGGCAUACUUUUUGUGCGCAUGGGCCAGUAUGCUGAUGCGGCAGCCAGCUUUGAAUUUAUCAUGUCGGAACGUGCGGAUAUACGCAGCGGAAUCCACUUGAUAUUGUGCUAUUAUGCCAUGGGUGAUGUGGAUAAAAUAAAGAGCACUUUUAGAAAUUUAUGUGAUGUUCUGCCGAUGGAGGCUGAAAAGAAUUUGGACAACGAAAACAGUAUACUUAAGCUGCAACAACAUGUGGUUAGUGAACAACAGCAUCACACACAAACACAUCCUCAACGUCAGUUACAGCAUCAGGAUGAAUUCGAGCACUCACCCACAGCUGAAAUUGAAGUAAUCAAUAGUGGCAAUGGAAGUAGCAUUGGAAGUGUUGGUGGUGCCGCUGGUAAUAGUUUUGAUCUUACUGAAAAUAAAAAUAUUGGAUCUGAAAAUGUUGCCGUUGCCGGUGUUGAUGGAGUCGGUAAUGGUGGUGCUUUGAGCGCACCAAAUGAACAACGUCCCAAGACUGGUACACGGCCUGUAGACCGUAAUAGCUACAUUUUGCAGUCGUUAAAGUCCGACGAGCUGGCAAUUUAUUUCAAACAACGUAAAAAUAGUGAAAAGCGCACCAUUACAAUGAUUGUUGAUUUAAUUUCACCCAUAAUUGAGGAGAACUAUAAUGAUGGAUACAACUGGUGCAUCGAGGUCAUUAAAACGUCCACUCUGUCAUGGCUUGCUAGCGAAUUGGAAUUGAAUAAAGCUCUAGUAUAUUUACGUCAGAACGAUGUCAAUCAGGCAAUUGAAACACUGCAAAUGUAUGACCGCAAAUCUGAAGGAUCCAUGACAGCCAGUGCUUUGACCAAUUUAACAUUUAUUUAUAUUAAUCUGGGUAAUUUAGAAAUGGCCAGUCACUGUGUUCAACAAAUGAAUGAAAUUGGAGCUUUACAAACCAAUGCGAUGGCGUUGGUUAAUGCCAGCAUUAUCGAUUAUCAAAAGCAAAAUUACACAGCUGCACGUAAUAAAUUGGAGAGAGCUUUACAAAUACAACCAGAUAAUUUUGAAGCUAAUUAUAAUUUGGGUUUAGUUGCUAUGGCGGAAAACGAUUACGCAUUAGCCGAGGAACAGUUCGAGAAUUUAAAGACCCAAUUGAUGGUACCGCACUCUGUGCAGCACAGUCAUGUAUACUAUCAAUUGGCCAAAUUGCAGGAGAAAAUAAAUACUACCACCAUUGGUGGAGGUAACUUUAAAUUGGCAAAUACCUCAACUGCACUACAAUCAUAUUUGCAAGUACUGGGUAUAUCAGCUGGAGAAAUUGAUUCGCAUCUGUUUGAAAAAGUUGGUUCGAUUUAUGAACAAUUAAAUGAUCACCAAGAAGCUAAUCAAUACUAUAAUGAGGCUUAUCGUAUAAAUCCCAGUGAUAUUAAUAUUGCCAGUUCUAUCGGUUCAUAUUACAUCAAACUGCAGGCUAUAGAAAAAGCUUUGUACUAUUACGAAAGAGCUGUUUUGGCCGAUCCCCAGGAUCCAAAUCUAAUGUUGCGUAUUGCCAGCUGUUUCCGCAAUUCAUAUUUACCACCCAAGCAAUAUUUGGGCAUGUUUGAAAAAAUCUACAACAUGUUUCCAGAUAAUUUGAAUUGCGUUAGAGCUUUAGUGCAGGUUACAAAAAGUUUAGGCAUGUCCGAAUUGAAUGAGAAAUAUUCCUUGGAAUAUGCUAGACUACACAAAGCUCAGAUGGAGCGAGACAAUGAACAACGCUAUCAGCAACAACGAUUGUCAUCUGCAGCAUCGGGAAGAAUGGGUAGUAGCCGUCUAAGAGCUUAUCGUAAUCAAAAUGAAAACAGUUUUACGGGCAGAUUGCCAGAAUCUUCUGCCGAUAGUGUGGUAUCAAAUGCCAUUACAGCUAAUUUUAAUGGCGAUCAUUAUGUUCGUUCUACCGAUACGGCUUUUUCAGCUCAUCACACAGAUCCUCUGGGACCACCAGCUGAACGUCCCCGUACUGGUAUGGUUAAACAUGAUCUCAGCCAGGACUCAGAUGAUGAGGAAAUAAAUGCUGAAAGUUUGUUACCCAUUUAAUUUAGUUUAAUGUUGGUUGUUGUUUAUUUUAUUUAAUACACUUUAAUUUAUAUCACUUAAGACAAUUAAAGACCUACUAAAUGAUUAAUUAAUUGAAUACACACACAAUAAAUAUCAAAGACAACAU